CGAGAAACCCGAUAAUAUUCAAGAACUAAUAAGUGCAAUAGUUUCAUAAACAACAUUAAAAAAGGAAAAAAAAAUGACAAAACCCACAAAUAGUUUUGCGGAAGCAGAGGAUGUAUCUUUGCCCAGCAGUGAUGAUGAAUCAAAUGAAGAGUCUGUCAUAGAAGACGAUAAUACAUGCACGCCGUUCGAGUUGGAACAGUAUUUCCAACAGAAAUAUGUGGUGCAUGAUGAAACGGCAGUAACAUUAAAGAAAACUUACAUACUUAGUUUGGCAAAAGAUGACUCUUUGACACGCUUGGCCGCUGGAUUAUCAGAUGGUUCGGUACAUCUGUUCGACAUAAGUUCCAAACAUGGUCUUAGCUAUUCUACACCGGAUUGUAUUGCGCCACCCUCCAUUGAUCUUACAAAUCGUUUUACUAUUUGUGGCGUACGCUUUGUGGAUGAAACGCCAAAUUUGUUAUUGGUCGGCACAACAAAUGGUUUGGUACGUCUUUUCGAUUUGCGCACCCAAGGUGAAGUGGGACGUUUUCAAAAUAGUGCAGAGACUGAGGCAGAAGCCGCAUCUAUGCCCAAGAACAUAAUUUGUUUCGAUCGUAAUUCAAAUAGUCGUGUAUUGUGUGUUGGCACCGAACAACAUCAUAACAAUGCAUUUUUGUUAUUCUACGAUAUGCGCGAACGUAAACAAAUGGGUGGUUAUUUUGAUAGUCAUCAAGAUGAUGUAACCACUAUGCGUUUUCAUCCACAAAAUCCCGAUCUGUUGUGUUCGGGCUCUACCGAUGGCUUGAUCAAUAUUUUUGAUUUACAAAAAACUGAUGAGGAUGAUGCCCUACUGACGACCCUUAAUACAGAAAGUAGUGUGCAUAAAGUAAAUUGGCAUAAAAAUGUCUACGACAAAGAUAUAAUUUCAUGCAUCACACACACUAAUGACUUUAAAUUGUACGAAUGUGAAGAAGGCGAUUUGAUAGCUGAAUUUGAAAGAGCUAAAAUUACCGAAACCAUAAAACGUAAGGCUGCAGCAAAUUGCAACCUUAUUGAUUGCCACAAUAUGGCCGACGGUGGAGUUUUCUUGUUGACUGGUUCGAAUUUAAACAAAGGUGAAACAAUGCGCUCUCUGAUGGUACAGAAUAAACAAUUAUUGCCAGGUGUUGAUUUCCAAGGCAACAAACAAAUUGUGCGCGAAAGUGUAUUUGAUGUAAAUUCAAACAUUUUAAUAACCGCUGGCGAAAGUGGUAUAGUUACACUGUGGUCACCACAAAUCACCUCCAAUUCGAGCAACAGCAACUUGAAGGCCAAAAAGAAGAAAUCUAAUAAAACAACACCUUAUUAGCAAAUGACAAACAAUAAUACAUAAUGAAUAAAUUAUUAAAAUCACUCCGGAAAAUGUAUACCGUUAUACCUAUAUACAUAUUUGUUUUACUACUAUAUCAGAAAAAUAUUUUAUUGUCAAUAAAUAAUUUAUAUAUAAUGAUAUUAACAUAAA
Calliphora vicina (urban bluebottle blowfly) is the source of this 1480-nucleotide messenger RNA. Its product is annotated as WD repeat-containing protein 89-like. Gene Ontology annotation, molecular function: protein binding. The record is from RefSeq and is a predicted model, not a curated record. Lineage: Eukaryota; Metazoa; Arthropoda; Insecta; Diptera; Calliphoridae. The coding region runs from base 74 to 1327 and encodes 417 amino acids. The transcript has 5 exons.